GCAAACGUCAGUCGGUUUAUUGACACUUGUAAAUUUUGACAAUUUUGACACUUUACCAACUUUAUUAAGUAUAGAUAUUUGUAAAACCAAAUUAAAACAACACGAAAAUGAUAAAACGAGGAAGCGUAGAAUUAGACACGUUUAGAUCCGACUCAAAGUCCAAUUUAAUCGGGUCCAAACAAGAAACCACAAGCUGGGGCAAAACCUCCCCCAGCAAGAGUUACUGUUCUUCCAGUUCAACGUCCACAGAAAACGUCGUCUCCACCUUGGAAAGAAAAAAGGCAGCAUCUUUCGAAAGCAAUGCACCAAACCGUCCAGAUGACCCUCCCUUGUUACCGGGAGAAAAAGUGACCGGACAAGCUCGAGACGUGACUUACUUGUGUCCGUAUUAUGGACCGGCGCGAGGGGUGUUGACCGUGACCAACUACAAAUUAUAUUUUCGUUCAGCUGAUAAAGAUACGCCGAAUAUCAUAGACGUGCCGCUGGGAGUCGUGUCCCGUAUUGAAAAAGUCGGCGGGGCCUCAUCUCGCGGCGAAAACGCCUACGGGAUAGAAGUUUUCUGCAAAGAUAUGCGCAAUUUGCGCUUUGCUCACAAGCAGGAAAACCAUUCCCGGAGAGAUGUGUUUGAGAAGUUGCAGCAAUUUGCGUUUCCGCUGUCUCACAAGAUCAAGUUGUUUGCGUUUGAGUAUUCAGAGACGUUUUUGGAAAAUGGGUGGACUAUUUAUGAGCCGAUAGCAGAGUUGAAGAGGAUGGGUGUGAAUAAUGAUAUGUGGAAAAUUUCGCGAAUUAAUGAACAGUAUGAAAUUUGCGAUAGUUAUCCAGCGGUUUGGGCGAUUCCAGCGCAAGCUACGGAUGAAGAAAUCAAGGCGGUUGCCGGUUUUCGCAGCAGGGGCAGGAUACCGGUGCUUAGUUGGAUCCAUCCAGAGUCACAAGCUACCAUCACACGGUGUUCACAACCUUUGGUUGGAGUGAGCGGCAAAAGAUGUCGGGAAGACGAAAGAUACAUCCAAUUAAUAAUGGACGCCAAUGCCCAGUCCCACAAAAUGUUCAUCAUGGAUGCCCGGCCUAGCGCUAACGCAAUAGCAAAUAAAGCAAAAGGAGGCGGAUAUGAAUCCGAAGACGCCUAUCAAAACGCAGAACUCGUGUUCUUGGACAUCCACAACAUCCACGUAAUGCGGGAGUCUCUACGAAAACUUAAAGAACUCUGUUACCCAAACAUAGAAGAAACCAAGUGGUUAUCAGGGGUGGAGUCCACGUAUUGGUUAAAACAUAUCAAAUGCAUAUUAGCUGGAGCAGUCAGAAUCGUAGAUAAGGUCGAAAAUCACAAAACUUCGGUUUUGGUUCACUGCUCAGACGGGUGGGACCGCACAGCGCAGCUAACUGCCUUACCAAUGUUAAUGUUGGACCCUUACUACAGAACAAUGAAAGGGUUUGAAGUACUAAUAGAGAAAGAGUGGCUAUCUUUUGGACAUAAGUUUCAACAGCGCAUCGGCCAUGGCGACGAUCAUCACUCAGACGCCGACAGAUCCCCAGUUUUUCUCCAGUUCAUAGACUGCGUCUGGCAGAUUACACAACAAUUUCCAAACGCUUUUGAAUUUAACGAUUACUUUUUAAUUACCAUUCUCGACCAUCUUUAUUCAUGUAGGUUUGGGACGUUCUUAUGCAACAGUGAGAGGGAAAGAGUGCAAGAAAAACUCAAAGAACAGACCAUUUCUCUGUGGUCUUACACCAAUAGUCAAUUAGACCUUUACAAAAAUCCGCUGUAUUGGGCCAAUAAUAACCAACAGAGGGUGCUGAUUCCAAUAGCUAGCAUAAGACACAUUAAGCUGUGGAAGGCCUAUUAUUGUAGGUGGAACCCCAGCAUGCGCACGCAGGACCCUGUUUACCAGAGGAUACGAGAAUUACUGAUCCUGAAAGAGCAGCUGGAGCACACGGCUGAAGAAUGCCGGAAGGAACAGCAGUCUCGAAUGGCCAGAACUAACGUGACGCCCGCAUAGUGUUUGUGUAACCAUAUUUUUUGUAAAUAGGUAGAAUAGAAUCAUAAGCACAUAAUUUAAUUUUAUAAUUAACAGUAUUACAUUGUAAUAAUUUUCAAAUUUUUUGACAUAUGCGAACUCAUACACAUGAAAUCAGACGUAGGCGUUUUAAUAACUUGAACUGAAUAUAACUUGAACUGAAUAUAACUUUGUAUGUAUUUAAUAAACACUACGUAA
Molecule: messenger RNA, 2213 nt
Organism: Zophobas morio
Lineage: Eukaryota; Metazoa; Arthropoda; Insecta; Coleoptera; Tenebrionidae
Gene: mtm
Product: myotubularin-related protein 2
Exons: 11
Coding region: 108-1997 (629 amino acids)
Biological process (GO): phosphatidylinositol dephosphorylation
Cellular component (GO): cytoplasm; membrane
Molecular function (GO): phosphatidylinositol-3-phosphate phosphatase activity; phosphatidylinositol-3,5-bisphosphate 3-phosphatase activity
Source: RefSeq, a predicted model, not a curated record